AUGAGCGGCGGCCCCGUGCGCCGGAAGGGGCGCGGCGCGGGCCGGAAGCGCCGCUCGGUGCCGCCGCCGCGCUCCGCCAUGUCGCCGGUGCGGGCGGUGCUGGCGCUGGUGGCCGCGCUGGCGGCCCCGGCCGCCGCCUACUUCGUCAGCAUCGACGCGCACGCCGAGGAGUGCUUCCUGGAGCGCGUGCCGUCCGGCACCAAGAUGGGGCUCAUCUUCGAGGUGGCCGAGGGCGGCUUCCUGGACAUCGACGUGGAGAUUACGGGCCCCGAUAAUAAAGGGAUUUAUAAAGGCGACCGAGAGUCCAGUGGAAAAUACACCUUUGCUGCCCACAUGGAUGGAACCUACAAGUUCUGCUUUAGCAACAGGAUGUCCACCAUGACUCCCAAGAUUGUGAUGUUCACUAUCGAUAUCGGGGAAGCUCCCAAGGGGCAGGACAUGGAGACAGAAGGUGGUGGAGAUACCUGGGAUGCUCACCAGAACAAGCUAGAAGAGAUGAUUAACGAGUUAGCAGUGGCCAUGACAGCUGUGAAGCACGAGCAGGAGUACAUGGAGGUCCGCGAAAGAAUACACCGAGCAAUUAAUGACAACACAAACAGCAGAGUGGUUCUUUGGUCAUUCUUUGAAGCCCUUGUACUAGUUGCCAUGACACUGGGACAAAUCUACUACCUGAAGAGGUUUUUUGAAGUUCGAAGGGUGGUGUAAGAUCCUUCUGUGGUCUCAGAUUUCAGUUCACUCUCUACCAAACAUCCUGGUUACAAAAAAGAAAAAAAAAAAAGUCAUUUAGUUUCUGAACCCUCUUUACUGAACUGUAAAACUUCUUUGCUUAUGUUCCUUCCUAGUUAAGAAAAAAAAAUUGUUUUUAUAUAUCUUCUGUAGCAAAAGCUGUGCUGAAAUCUUGUCACUUUAUUGGCAUCAUUUUGUUCCACUGAGAUCUGCCCAGUCUGUGUGCUAAGCAAGGUCCAGGCAAGCUGCAAACUCUGUAACUCACUCUAGCAACAAGCUGUUCUGUCUUUUCUAACUCUUUUCCCUGUUUCCAGAAGCACUUGCAGUUCUGUCCAGGGAAACGGUACAAGGCCCUAACGUGACUGUUUGCAUCCUCACACCCCUAACCCUGCAGUAGGUGUUACAAAACUGAAAUCAUCCCUUCUCCACUCACAGAAACUGCCAAGGAAAAGGUUAAAAUUCAUACCUAGUUGCUAUUCAAAAGAUAGUCAUCAGCAACUGUCUUAAUGAUACCAACUUCUUCCCAAAGUUCUUUUUAAUUAAAUAGUUGAUAGGAAAAUGCCUUUUUUUUUUUUUUUUUUUUUCCUUCUCCUCUCUGCUCAUCACCAAAUGUUCCUUACACGGUUUUCAGUCUCUCAGAGGUUUUAUUUGGAAGCCAAUUGUGUGCAGUGUCUUGGCAAACACUCGUGAACCCUUUGGCUUUUGCAGGUCCAAAGCUCAGACUGUUUGCCCAGUGCCCAGGGCAGAAGAGUUCAGGAAAUCUGGAUUCCUGAGGCCAAAGGGUUCUGGAUCCUGGGGGUUCAAUCCACGCUAUGCAGCCCUUGUAUUUAAGUGCAGUGGCAAACUCUGCCAUGAUCUGAUCAGAAUUAGCAUAAUGCUAAAUACUGGUGUGUUUUCUUUCUUCAGGCACAUGUAGAUUUGUUUUUGUAUAAAGUUACUUUCCUCAGUUACCUGAUGAUUGGUUUAAAAAUUUAAGAAGCGUCUGAUGUGGGUGCUGAGCCAGGAUUAUGUUGUGACUGAUGUAUAUUAGUUGUAAUCAUUUUUGGGGGCGGGGUGGGGUCUUUUCCAGGGGGGAGCCUCUACAAGUAACACACAACAGUUUUGUACAAUUAAUUUAAAAUUUGUUACAGGUUUUCAUGUUCCAGGUAAAGUUUUUUCAACCUCGGGCAAACACUUGCAGCAGUUCUUCAGAGAGGUGGCUGUUACACCUUAUUGCAACUGUUGUGUGCCAAUAUUUUUGUGUAAAACACUGAAAAUUGAAUUCUAAGAUGUACAUUUAAAAAUUGCUCGUGAAUCUAAAUAUGACCCAGGUUCGAUAAAUAAACAAAUUCUUUAAAAAAAAUAAAAAA
Molecule: messenger RNA, 2075 nt
Organism: Onychostruthus taczanowskii (white-rumped snowfinch)
Lineage: Eukaryota; Metazoa; Chordata; Aves; Passeriformes; Passeridae
Gene: TMED2
Product: transmembrane p24 trafficking protein 2
Biological process (GO): intracellular protein transport; Golgi organization; endoplasmic reticulum to Golgi vesicle-mediated transport
Cellular component (GO): COPII-coated ER to Golgi transport vesicle; Golgi apparatus; endoplasmic reticulum-Golgi intermediate compartment
Source: RefSeq, a predicted model, not a curated record